Odontomachus brunneus is the source of this 3458-nucleotide messenger RNA. RefSeq names its product protein EFR3 homolog cmp44E (gene stmA). Gene Ontology annotation, biological process: protein localization to plasma membrane. Gene Ontology annotation, cellular component: plasma membrane. The record is from RefSeq and is a predicted model, not a curated record. The coding region runs from base 182 to 2578 and encodes 798 amino acids. Lineage: Eukaryota; Metazoa; Arthropoda; Insecta; Hymenoptera; Formicidae. The transcript is spliced from 16 exons.
CAGCUGUCUGCUGAAUGCAACCAUUGAAAAUGCACCGCGUAAGAUCAUAAAUAUCUAUAGAGUGUGUCUGCAUUCGUGAUUCUUUAUUGUGUGCUUACGUGCAGUCCUCUCUGGUGCACGCACACUCACGGUACGUGAAUCUGUCAUUCAUUAUCACCCUGCGACAAGAACCGAUAGAAAAAUGUUCGGUUGUUGUUGGUGUUGUUCCGCAUUACGUCCGAGAUACAAGAGGCUCGUUGACAAUAUCUUUCCGGUCAAUCCACAGGAUGGUCUAAUUAAAAAUAACAUGGAGAAAUUGACAUUCUACUCAUUGAGUAGCCCUGAAAAGUUAGACAGGAUUGGAGAAUAUCUGUUCCAACGAGCUUCUAGAGAUAUUUACAGGAGACGAAAUGGCUUUGUUGUAAUUGCUAUGGAGGCAAUGGACCAGCUGUUGGUAGCCUGUCAUGCACAAACUUUGAAUCUGUUUGUUGAGAGUUUCCUAAAGAUGGUACAGAAACUAUUGGAAUCAACAGACCCUCAGCUACAAAUUCUAGCAACACAGUCUUUUGUCAGAUUUGCCAAUAUUGAGGAGGACACACCCUCUUAUCAUACACGCUAUGAUUUUUUUGUAUCUAAAUAUUCUGCCAUGUGCCAUUCUAAUAAUGAUGACCCCGCCAUACGUAAGCAGAUUAGGCUUGCUGGAAUUCAAGGACUACAAGGUGUUGUAAGAAAAACUCUUUCUGAUGAUCUCGUUGAGAAUAUCUGGGAACCUGUGCAUAUGGAUAAGAUUGUACCAUCUUUGCUGUAUAACAUGCAAAAUUCGAGAUAUGCCGAUAAAGAACAAGCGACACCGGACAGCCCGACUGAGGAACGAUCGGAUCCGCCGCAGUUUGCGGAGACUUGCAUGCGAGAACUAAUUGGACGCGCAUCGUUCGGUCAUAUUAGAUGUGUCAUAAGACCUGUGUUGAGACAUUUGGAUAACCAUCAGUUGUGGGUUCCCAAUUACUUCGCGAUUCAUACCUUCAGAAUAAUUAUGUUUUCUAUUCAGUCACAAUAUUCGUACACUGUAGUAGAAGCCUUAAUGACGCAUCUCGACGAUCAUUCGAAGUCGUCUCCAAAAAUUCGUACCAGCAUAGCGGACACCUUAUCUAAGAUUAUAUCAAUCGCCGCGGGUGAAAGCGUAGGGCCAUCCGUGUUGGAGAUUAUAAACUCCUUGUUGUCUCACUUGCGGGUUAGUGUAACGAGAAACCAAUCGUCAAGCAGUGAUGAGCAACUGUAUCAGGAAGCCCUGAUCAACGCCCUCGGAGAGUUUGCGAAUCACCUCCCCGAUUACCAGAAAAUUGAAAUCAUGAUGUUCAUCAUGAGCAAAGUUCCGUACAGUCAGCCGGAUCGUAUUGUGUCGGUGGGCAAGGGAGACGUAUUACUCCAGAGCAUACUCUUGAAAUCUCUACUGAAGGUCGGUACCAAAUACCAAACUAUUCACUUGAACACAACAUUCCCGCCGAGUUUCUUAGACCCGUUAUUGAGAAUGUCACUGGCGGCGGACGCUGAAAUGAGACUUCUCGUGCAGAAGAUAUUCCACACUCUAAUCGAUAGACACCGGAAUAUUACGAAACUCGCUAAGCCAACCGUAAACAUAACGGAACUUGACCUCGUCAUCGAAAAAGCAUCCAGACCCGAUGUAAUUUUCAUUCGGAAACACGGUCCUGAGAUUUAUUUAGCGUUGUAUGAAUCAUUAGAGUUGUCUAGUAACAAUGUAGAAAAUGUAGAAUCUAUUUAUACCACAUUGGCAUUACUCGCCAUUGAAUUGGCUUCCGAGGAAACGGUUUUGGAACUAUUGAGAUUGGUACUGAGCCUUCAAGACCUAGCGUUGACAAGUGGUCAGAUCAGUCUCGCGCUUAAAUUCAACUUACACGCCAUUGUUAUCAGUUUAUUGGUUUUAAUCUCGUACGCUUGUAAUAUCACCGCUCUGAUGGAUUACGCGAAGAAGGUGGUAGAGGCACGUCGAAACGAUAGUCCACACUUGCUACCAGACUUACAAUCUCAGUACGACAAGACUCUAACAUCCAGAUUAGUACCGGCUCUUCUGGUCGAUCAAACUGUUGUUAGCGAAUGCCUAAAGGGUGCUGGCCUUGACAGUGGAAAGUUGCAACAAGGUUCCGGUUAUAGCAGCAGUUCCUUGCAACAUAGGCAUUCUUGGGUCGACAGCGCGGGACGAAAUUCAUUGGCUGACAUUAAUUCCGGAGGCCCAGAAUUGGAUAGCGGAGGUUCCUCACCAGGUGUACAAAAGAAAUUGCCUGGAGAAGAGUUAACGUUCGAGAGCAUGAAGAGAAUUUUGACAGAGAAUAACAACAAUCAUAUAGUGGAAGAGGAGAAGCGAAUGCAGCUUUCUCAGUUCUUCAGAAAUGCACCAUUCCAAGACCUAGUGUCAAAAACUCAGCCGAAGCACGAUGUCUUGCAGAGCAAAUUAUCAGAAAUAUUUAACACCUUAUCUGUUGAUCCGCGUAAUGCAGUUCCCACAACUGGACCACAAGCAGAUGCUAAACCAAGUCAAACUCCGGCAUAUGAAAUUCAUUUCCCAGAACUGUUUGUAUAUUAAACAAUCGAUAUUCUUAACAACGUCGCACUACGUUAGAUCUUGUAUAUGUUACAGCAAUAAGCAGAGAGCAAUAGCUUUUACAACUUAGAGAUUUAUUUAUAUGUAUGUAUAUAGACAAUUAUUUAGAAUCUAUACAAAGAAUAUUUUUAUGUUUUAUAUAAUUCUGAUAUAUUUUUUAUUGACGUUAGAAAUUAACUCUGCUUAUUAGCUCUUAAUGAAUAAGUGACAAGUGUAAUACGCAUAAACCAAAGCAAAAUCCAGCAAAUUUGACAAUAGCUUCAGUAUGCAUUUUUAGAUGAUAGGCUAUUUAAAUGUUAUUGUUAUUUAAUCGCAUUAAUUAAAAGGUUAAAAACCUAUAUAUAUAUAUAUAUACAUACAAAGUUAAAUUAUAAUCUGAAGUUAUAUUGUGAAUUUAAAGUUAAAGAAUGUAUAUUCUAUGCUUGUAUAUCUUCCUCACGUAUAUAUACACACAUAUAUAUAGUAUAUUUCGGGGUAGUGUAUCUUAGGGAAAUUCAGCGAAAUAGAUCUGACAGAUUGCACAAUAUAUAUUUAUAGACAUAAAAACUGUUCCAAAUAUUUUGUAAAUAACGUUAUACUUAAAAAAACGUUAUGCUUUAAGAAAAGUUAUAAUGUUUGUCCCUUCUUCUUAUAUUUAAUAAUGUUGAAUAUUAUCUUUGUCAUAUAAUGUAUGUACGGGAAGAAGUAUGUAUGUUUCGUUAUAUAGAGCAAAACAAUUUUUUUUUAAUUUUAUUGUAUUUUAUCCUGUAAAGAUCUCUGUACUAUUACAUUGCCAACGGUGAUCGUUUCUCGAUAUCGUUGACAGUGUUUGUAUAAAAUAACCGAAAGAUCGCUUUAUCAAAUACACAGUGAAUGGAAUGAA